AAAAUCAAAAAGUAGAUGCAAAAAAGUCGAACCUUUCGAUCAAUCUACUAAAUGCCGUAAAUGUAUAAAGCACAAUCUUGAAUGCACAUAUGAUUUUCAACCACAAAAACGUGGUCCUAAAGGUCCUAAACGCCGUAAAAGACCUCCAAAGAACAGAAAACCUUUUACAUCUCCUCCCACACCACCGCCUACAUUUCUCCCUACAUUUCUUCCUAGAUUUUCCUCUACAUCCCCCCAUACAUCUUUUGCAACGUCUCUCUUAACGCCUCCCUUUACGCCUCCCUUUACACCGCCUCCUUCCAAUGUAUUUGUUAAUAAUGAAGAGCUGUAUGAGUUGAUUCUCGAUUUAAUUCCGGAGGGUAUAAAAUCCGAAACUAAUAUUCAGGAUUCACUUCAUAACGAAAAAAAUAUUCUUGACAAAUUAUUUACAAACGAAAAUUCGUCUUUUAUAUUAAAUACCCUUACCUCCACCUCAGCAUCUCCAUGCCAAUAUAAAAAUAUUGCGG
Molecule: messenger RNA, 506 nt
Organism: Racocetra fulgida
Lineage: Eukaryota; Fungi; Glomeromycota; Glomeromycetes; Diversisporales; Gigasporaceae
Source: the annotation of a GenBank genome assembly